GCAAUAAAUAUACUAAAUAAUUUAAAAAAAAAAAAUAAAACGAAAUAUUUUGAAAAAAUUUACCUUUUGUUUGUUGGAAUAUUUGAUUUGAAAAAUAGAAAAAAAAUAUAUAAAUUUAUCGAUUGGAUUCAUUCUUUGACGCAUUUCCCAGGGACCUAAAGAUAUAGACAAAAACAAUAUUUUGCAAAUUUUUCGUGAUUUUUGUUUGUUUGCUUGUUUUUUUAAAAAAAAAAAGGCAGAAGAUAAGUUCAUAUUUAUAAAUCUAUCCACGAAAAAAAAAAUUAAAAAAAAUCUACACAACACUAAUACCAUAUUAAAUGGAUAGAGAUUCGUAUGAUACUAACAUUCCUUCCAGUUAUCCCAGAAAGAUUGGAUUAUAUGAUCCCAUCUUCGAAAAGGAUUCAUGUGGUGCCGGAUGUAUAGUCAAUAUUAAUGGCAUAGCUUCGCAUCAGAUUUUGAAAGACGCGAGGUUAGUUUUGGAAAGAAUGGAGCAUCGAGGAGCCUGCGGAUGCGAUUCCGACACCGGUGACGGCGCCGGGGUUAUGUCGGCCAUACCCCACGCCUUUUACGUCCACGUCUUGAGAGAAACUAAAAAUAUCGAAUUACCCAAACCCGGGAAAUACGCGACGGGCCUAUUCUUUCUCAGCCCCGAAACUUCCGACCAAUGCCGAGAAAUUUUCGAGAAAAUAGCCAACGAGAGAGGAAUGAAGAUAUUGGCCUGGAGGACUAUGCCAAUCGAUAACACGAUGAUAGGUAAAAUAGCCAAGGAUUCUGAACCUUUGAUCGUUCAGGUCUUUAUGGUUCCCCGCGAUCCCGAAACCAGUGAAUUGGACUUUAAACGCAAACUAUACAUGGUACGCAAAUAUGCCACCCAUAGAAUACCUUCUUACAACUUACGUUUCUACAUUUGCAGUUUGUCGUUGUAUUCGAUAGUGUACAAGGGCCAAUUUAGGGUAGAUCAGCUGUGGCUCUAUUACGACGAUUUAAGAGACCAGAUGUUCGAAACUCACUUCGCCUUAGUUCACAGUCGUUUUUCUACCAAUACCUUCCCUAGUUGGGAAAGGGCUCAACCAUUAAGAUACGUGUGCCACAACGGCGAGAUAAACACCCUACGCGGUAACGUUAAUUUCAUGCGCGCCCGGGAGGGCAUAAUGAAAAGCCCGGUUUACGGUGACCAGCUAUCCAUGCUUUAUCCGGUGGUCGAAGAGGGCGUAUCGGAUAGUGGGGCUCUCGAUAACGCCUUGGAGUUUUUGAUAAUGGCUGGGGAAAGGAGCCUACCCGAGGCUAUAACUAAUCUGAUCCCCGAGGCCCGCAAGCACAAUUUCGACGAAGAUUCCAUUGAAGAAAAUCUCAAAAACCAAAUCCAGUCUACCUGCGAAUCGCGGAGUUCCUCGAUUAAGCAGCCCAUAUCCACCUUUUACAAGUGGGUGUCCAAUUGGAUGGAGCCCUGGGAUGGACCUGCCCUCGUCUUAUUCGGAGGGGACGGGCGGCACGUGGGAGCCGCAUUAGACCGUAACGGCCUAAGACCUGCCAGGUAUUACCUGACCUCAGAUGGGAUCCUGGUUCUGGCUAGCGAAGUUGGAGUCUUUGACGUCGAACAACAAGGUCGCAACGCGACAGGAGGGAGUUACAUCGUGAAAAAGGGCCGUUUGAAACCCGGUAAAAUGAUUCUCGUCGACACGCUUACCAAGGCCUUGAUUGAAGAUCAGGACAUAAAACUACGCAUCGCUAUGUCGAAACCUUUUACCGGAUGGCUGGCUCAAAAGACGAUAAAAUUAAAAGACCUGUACACGGCCCAUUACGCGAUGAUCGAAAACGGGGAACUUCCCCCAAAGUCCCCGGCUAGGCGUGCCAACGGAUACGUCGCGGAUAAAUCUUGCGGGGACGUCAUUCCUGCCAUAAAGGAUGAAUCGGAUGCUAAGAUAUCAUCCAAUGACUUGUCCGGAAAUGACGGUAAAAUGCCCCGAGACGGAAUUUUGCACGAUAGACGCUUGCCCAUAUUUGGUUUCACGGCGGAGACGGUUAAUAUGCUGGUCUUACCCAUGAUAAAACAAAAGAAAGAAGCCCUGGGUUCGAUGGGAAACGACACCCCGCUGGCGUGCCUCUCCGAGUACUCCCCCGCGGUUUUCGAUUAUUUCAAGCAGAUGUUCGCGCAAGUCACCAACCCGGCCAUAGAUCCAUUUCGGGAGAAGAACGUUAUGAGCUUGAGUUGUUGGGUUGGACCGGCAACCGACCCUUUAUCGACUUACACCGCUAACGAAUAUCCGACGAAAUUAGGCGAAUAUAAGCAGCCGAGGAUUUACUUGGAACAACCAGUUUUAUCGUGCGACGACAUGGAAGUCAUUAAAGCCACUCGUUACCGUGGGCUUAAGACUAAGGUGAUAGACCUAGUCUUCCCCUUAUCCCAAGGCGUGGACGGGCUCGAAGCCGGCAUUGACCGGGUUUGCACUGAAGCGGCUAUAGCUGUCGAAAGCGGUUACUCUCUAGUUGUGCUAUCCGAUAGAUUCGAAUUGGUUCCGGAAGGAGUGCCCAUACCGGCUUUGAUGGCCCUGGGAGCCGUGCACCAUUUUUUGCUUUCCAAGAAACUUAGACUCAAGACGGGUCUGAUAGUAGAAACCGGAGCUAUAAGACAAGUGGCCCAUAUAUGCCUUUUACUAGGCUACGGGGCGGACGCGGUGUGCCCUUACCUCGUGUACGAACUCGUGGCUGGACUGAGGGACGAGAACUUGUUGUUUGCCCCGGACGAAGAGGUGUCGUUCUACGACGACCGACGAAUUUUCGAAAACUUUCGUGACGCCGCCGAAAAGGGCAUAAGCAAGGUAAUGGCCAAGAUGGGCAUCUCUACGCUCCACAGCUACAAGGGUGCUCAAAUCUUCGAAGCCGUGGGUCUAGGUCCCUCGAUAAUCGAAAAAUGUUUCAAAGGUACCCCGUCUCGUUUGGGAGGGAUCACCUUUCAACUCCUAGCUUCGGAACUGCUGGCCCAUCAAUUCGAGGCGCUGGGCUCGAGGCAUUGCGAUAAUCAGCUGUUGCUAGAUCCCGGAUUUUACCAUUGGCGCGAAGGGGGCGAGAAGCACUCCAAUUCGCCAGCCGUCGUCGCUAACCUGCAAAGAGCCUCUAAGACCAGAGAUCUUACUGCUUACGCCGCUUUCAGCGAGGCUAGCACAGAGGCCAGCGCCAAAAUAACUUUAAGAGGUCAAUUGGCGUUCGAUUUCGAAGAAAUGGAAGGUAUGGACGCGGCAAAAAUUGGGGGGAUAGUUCCCUUGAAAGGAACAGUCGAAUUGAUAAACGGUACCUCGCCAAUGAACGGUCACGACAAUGACGGCCCGUCGGUCAUACCGGGUUCUAUCGAUAUCGAUAUGGUCGAGGAUUCUGCUUGCAUCGUUAAAAGAUUUUGCACUGGCGCAAUGUCAUUAGGUUCUAUAUCCAGCGAAGCCCAUCGAACUCUGGCUCGAGCCAUGAACACUAUGGGGGGUAAAUCGAACACUGGAGAAGGUGGGGAGGAUCCGUCCCGAUAUGAACAAGGAAAUUUGGAAAGAUCAUCUAUUAAACAGGUCGCCUCUGGACGGUUCGGGGUCACUUCGACCUAUCUAACUAACGCGGACGUGUUGCAGAUCAAAAUCGCCCAAGGUGCCAAGCCGGGGGAGGGAGGCGAACUUCCGGGCUAUAAAGUAACUCACGAGAUAGCUAGAACGCGGCAUUCCAUCCCUGGCGUAGGUCUCAUAUCGCCGCCUCCUCACCACGAUAUAUACUCGGUCGAAGAUUUAGCGGAACUGAUCUACGACCUCAAAUCGGCUAGUCCUUCCGCUAAGAUCAGCGUUAAACUGGUAUCGCAAGUCGGGGUCGGGGUAGUGGCGGCUGGAGUGGCCAAGUGCAAAGCGGAACACAUAACGAUUUCCGGUCACGACGGGGGCACCGGUGCCAGUUCUUGGACCGGUAUCAAGCACGCCGGUCUUCCUUGGGAGUUGGGCUUGGCUGAAGCCCACCAGACCCUCUUGCUCAAUAAUUUGAGGUCCAGAGUUAUCCUUCAAACAGACGGUCAAAUUAGGACAGGUCGAGAUGUUGUAAUGGCGGCGUUGCUAGGCGCCGACGAGGUAGCCUUCAGCACGGCCCCACUCAUCACCCUGGGGUGUACCAUGAUGCGCAAAUGCCACCUCAACACUUGCCCUGUCGGAAUAGCUACCCAGGAUCCUGACUUGAGAAAAAAAUUCGCCGGAAAACCCGAAUACGUCAUCAAUUACUUGUUUAUGAUCGCUGAAGAGGCCAGGGAAUACAUGGCCAAGCUCGGCUUCCGAACUUUCGAGGAGAUGGUAGGCCACAGCGAGAAAUUGGUCGUCAAACGUCACCCCAUAAACCAAAAGGUUGCCUCUCUCAACCUUAGGGCCAUACUCGACCAAGUCGUGCCGCCCAAGAUGCUGCCGCUUCAUAAGGGCGGAACCGUGGCUCAAGAGUUUAGGCUCGAUGCCAAAUUGGAAAACACGGUCAUGAAACGAGUGCUAGAACAUGUGGACUCCAUUCCUCUUUCGCUCACCCAUACGUUAUCGGUGGAACAAUUGCCUAAAUCGAAACAACUGCUCUUGACGUUAAAGAUAGCCAAUACCGAUAGGGCAUUCGGCGCCCUAUUGAGUCACGUGAUCAGUAAAAGAUUCGGAGAAUCGGGACUUCCGCCCAGUUAUCCAAUUAAGGUUGAGCUAACGGGAUUCGCCGGUCAAAGCUUUGGCGCCUUUUUAGCUCCCGGUUUAACCUUGAGGCUGGAGGGUGACGCGAACGACUACGUGGGAAAGGGCUUAUCUGGCGGCGAGAUAAUAGUGUAUCCCCCUCCUUCCCCCGCCACGUUCGCUUUCGAUACCACCCAAAACAUCUGCGUGGGGAACGCCUGCCUUUACGGGGCAGUCAGCGGGCGAGCAUUUUUCAGGGGCCAGGCGGCCGAAAGAUUUUGCGUUAGGAAUAGUGGGGCUAUUGCCGUUUGCGAAGGCGUGGGCGAUCACGGGUGCGAGUACAUGACCGGUGGAAAAGCGGUCAUUUUAGGGAUUCCGGGUAGAAAUUUCGCGGCCGGAAUGUCGGGCGGCAUAGCUUACGUUUACGAUCCUACCCGUCGCAGGUUUCCCGCUAGGUGCAAUAUGGCGAUGAUCGACUUGGAAUCUAUUUACGGCGAUUCUACCGCGAAUGAUGCCAAAUUUAGCUCCGACGAUCACAGCGAGGAUUUGAAGUUUUUGCGGGACAUUCUGGGGGACUUUAUAGAAAAAACCGGAUCAGAAAUCGCGCGGGAAAUAUUGGAAGGUUGGCCCGCUUCGGCCGCCCAUUUUUUCAAGGUGUUUCCCAAAGAUUACAGGACAGCCCUAGAGGAGAUAAAUCAGAAGAACGCGCUCGAAAAGGCGGGGAAAUCUCAACAAGAUAUCUUGAAAGAACUGAAACUCUACAAGCAAGAAAGUCUCCUGGAGAACAAACUGGACGAUCCCUACGAGGACGAGAUAGGAAUCGGGGUGGAGGACAUCGAAGAUUCGGCCCUGGUAUUUCCCAACGGAAGCGUUCAUCCCGACGAGAAUGGUACUCAGGAUUCGGCUGCUUACAGGGAGCUUAAACGGUCCCCGAUUAUGAACGGUAAAACUCAUGUGGGAGUCGCCAUUGAAAAGAAGGAUGUUCCCGAGAAAUUGGUUUUGGCGAACGGGGACUCGAAUGGUCACACGACAAAACCCGAGGUCUUGGACAAAACUAGAGGUUUCGUGAAAUACAAACGUCACAAAAAUCCGUACAGACCCGUGCAAGAUAGGAUGAAGGAUUGGGGCGAAAUUUACGACCACAAAAAAGUCAAGGAAACACUGAGAGUCCAGGCUGCCAGAUGCAUGGAUUGCGGCGUGCCAUUUUGUCAAUCCAACAGUGGCUGCCCGCUCGGUAACAUUAUCCCGAAAUGGAACGACCUGGUCUUCAAAAACAAUUGGAGGGAGGCUCUCGAAACGUUGUUGCAAACGAACAAUUUUCCCGAAUUCACUGGCAGAGUAUGUCCCGCCCCAUGCGAAGGUGCCUGUGUGCUGGGCAUAAAUGAACCACCGGUAAAUAUCAAAAACAUCGAAUGCGCCAUCAUAGAUCACGCCUUUUCGCAGGGUUGGAUCACCGUUACGCUACCCGCCGUUCGCACUGGUAAGCUUAUAGCGAUCGUGGGCGGAGGACCGGCGGCUCUGGCCGCCGCUGCCCAACUCAACAAGGCCGGCCAUUACGUCACAGUAUACGAGCGUAACGAUUCCGUCGGCGGUCUUUUGCGUUACGGGAUACCGUCGAUGAAGUUAGGCAAGAACGUGCUGCAGAGGAGAAUAGACCUCCUGGCCAAUGAGGGCGUCACUUUCAAAGUCAACCAGCCUAUCGGAAUGGGUGGAGCCGACCUUCCAAAGUCAACCGAGUUUUUGAAGGCCCAUCACGCCGUUUUACUAGCCGUGGGGUCAACCCAACCCAGGGAUUUGCCUAUACCAGGGCGCAACCUCCAAGGCAUCCAUUUUGCUAUGGAAUUCUUGGAAGGUUGGCAGAAACGGAUCGCCAAACAUUCCAACAACAACGUCAUUACCGUAGAAGAUUGCCAAUUGUCCCAAAGCGGAAAAUUAAUGGUUCAAGGCAAAAACAUUAUAGUCAUUGGCGGCGGCGACACUGGAGUCGAUUGCAUAGCCACUUCUCUCAGAUUGAGCGCCAAAAGCGUGGUGACCUUCGAAAUUUUGCCGGAACCUCCUCAAAAUAGGGCGCCUUCCAAUCCCUGGCCCGAAUGGCCCAAAGUGUUCAAGGUCGAUUACGGGCACGAAGAGAGCCUUUACAAACAGGACAAGGAUCCUCGGGUGUUUUGUAUCAUGAGCAAAGAAUUCGUAGAAUCGCAAACUAACCCCGGUCAUAUCGGCGGCAUAAAAACGGCUCUCAUCGAAUGGGAAAAGACCCCGACCGGGGUAUGGUGCAUGAAGGAAAAGCCGGGAAGCGAAAAAACUUAUGAAGCCGACCUGAUUUUGCUGGCGCUGGGCUUUUUGGGGCCCGAAAAGAAAUUGUUGGAGUUUUUCGAGCUGGAGACCGACCUUCGAGGUAACAUAGCCACCCCUCGCAAGAAGUACUGCACCGCUAACCCCAAGAUAUACGCCGCCGGAGAUUGCAGAAGAGGUCAAUCUCUCGUGGUUUGGGCCAUCAACGAGGGUCGUCAAGCCGCUCGGCUAAUAGACAUCGACCUCAUGGGCAAAACCUCGUUAGCGGGACCUGGCGGAAUCGUACACACCCUACCCAAAAUGAUGGCUAACCGAGCGAAUUAACUCGCGGUUUUUUCUUUUGUAUAUCCGGUAUAGUUUAUCACUUGGAUAUAGUUGAUUACAAAUAUAUUUUAAUCCAUCUAUCCUCUCUGUUCCCAUCUUAUUACGCGCACAUCGUCAAAUCUCUUAUUAAAAAUCAAAUAUUAUUCUUUUUUUAAAAAAAUAUUUCGCAUCAAUAAUUAUAAAUUAAAAUAAUUUUAUAUUUUAUUCCAUAAAUCGCACACCACUUUUAUUUACGGACUAUAAAAUUAUUAUCAAUUUUUGGUAAUAUUUUACUCGUAUUUCAUUCAGUAUUGAAUUAUUUUUCUGUUUUUUUUGUAGCUAAAUUUUUUUUUGUCCCCUUCUUUUAUACGUAAUAAUUUAGUUUUUGCGGGGUGGUUAAAGAUAUUUAUUAUACUAAAUAUAGUUGUUUUUUUUACAAUCACCCAAUCUGUACCUUAAAAAAUUGGUAUCAUGAUACAUUUUCAUUACAAUUAUUCCUCCCAUUAUAUAUUAGUGUUGUUAAACGGCUCGAUUUAAGCUUAUUUUUUAAAAACACUCAAUAUUUUAGUCAGAAAAAUAUUGUUUAAGCCUCGAGAUUUCGUUAAUAGAUGUUCAAACCUUUGUGCUAUGAGCAAAAUCUUAAGGCUUGCAUAACCAUUUUUCCUAAUAAAAUAUUAUGUUGCCGUUUAACAACACUCCAAAUCAAAUAAUCCUUAGUUUUUUUUGUCUUUGUUAUACUACUAUAUUAUAUAUAUAUAUAAAUUUUUGUGUAAAAUUGUAAUUAAUCCCCCUUUUUUUAAAAAUUUUUUAGAAAAUUGAGCAAGUCA
Messenger RNA from Gordionus sp. m RMFG-2023, 8077 nucleotides. RefSeq lists its product as uncharacterized. Gene Ontology annotation, molecular function: iron-sulfur cluster binding; glutamate synthase activity; oxidoreductase activity, acting on the CH-NH2 group of donors, NAD or NADP as acceptor. Lineage: Eukaryota; Metazoa; Nematomorpha; Gordioida; Chordodea; Parachordodidae. The transcript has 39 exons. The coding region runs from base 318 to 7271 and encodes 2317 amino acids. The record is from RefSeq and is a predicted model, not a curated record.